GCUAAAGCGAAGCAUUCUGUUUUACAAGGUUGACGUCUGAGCCAUCUGUUUACCUUCGCGUCUUAACCAGAAAUUCCAGUGAAAUAUGGUGAUUAAGCGAAUAAGGUCUGAAUACAUGAAGAAAUUUAAGGACCCUAAAUGGGAAACGUACGCAAAAUGUUAUGAGGAUUUGCUGAAGUACAGAUUGUCAAGACGACUGUUGGAGCAAGCACACAACCCCUGGUUUUGGGGAGAAUGGGGAAGUGACACAGCGUCCAGUGGUAAAUCUACUCCUCUUUGUCGGAAUAAAGUCGAACCUCUGAAGACCCAUGAUGAGACAGCAGAGCCAGCAGCUGAACCAGAACCACAAGAAGUACAAGACAGAAAAACUGUUGAAACCAAGCUAGUUACCCGAGAUACUGAGCAGAGUCCUCAAGGCAAGGGGGAAGAGAAAAACAGAGAAUGCUCUCCUGCUCUCAACCCAGACCUAGAAAUUGAUACACAUACACUGAACAAACCAAAGAGCAAACAACGCUCCUCACACAAGUGCACAAGUACAAAGGUCAAGCCUCAUGCCACCAAAGACACUGACAAAGAAAAUCGUCACCCUUUUGCCUUAUAUGGCUCAGGUGAGAGGCAUACAGAUAUGGCCUCCAAGAAAACCCAUAACGUUGGUCCAGCAGCAUCAACCUCAGAGAUCCAUGAAUCAGCUUUGCGAGCAAAAACCAGACGGGAGGUGGAAAAGCAGAUAAACAGCGUUGACAAACAGAGAGCAAUAUCUGCUGACAUAGAAAUUAACAGAAGCAAGGUUGUCCCUGAAUACAACCCCUGGAUGACAGAGUACAUGCGCUGUUUCUCUGCUAGGUCUCGGUAGAAUAGAUUUCAUUAAUACUUUGGAAGAAAAUGUCUGUGACUAUCUAAACCACUCAGGCUUAAAACCCUGAAACAUUCCUGGUGAUGACAGCUAACUUGCCGUCUCCAAAAUUAGUCACAAUGAAUUCGACACUGGGGUUUUGAAGGGUUUAUUUACAACAAUGGACAGGUUACAUUUAUUGCAUAAAACAUGAUAUCACAAUCCAUUGAUGCUGCAGGGCAAAUUGUCAAACAAUCGCAGGCCUUGUUGCUUGAUUUUGUAUUAAUAAGUUACAUGGAUGUACAGGCCAUGAGAUUUAUUGUCUUUACACUCUUAGCCAUACUGUUGAAGUAAAUUAUGAACGAUUAUUUAAGUGUUGAGUAAUUGUUAGACCGUUACUAGCAAAUGUUGUAAUGUGAAUUAUAAAUUAACUAAAUUAUUUGUGUUAUACUGAUUAAUAUUUAGGGUCAGUGUAAGGAAAACUGUUUUGUACUUUCCUGUGUAAAUCAAGUCACAUUUUUUUUUAAACUGGCUGCCUCACACUGGCAGUCCAACAGUAAAACGAAUAUUUACUUCCUGAGAUAUAUUAGAUUUGGUUUGUUGUCUGUGUACAAUCAUGGUGCAUUUCACAGGGUGUUCAAGCUGAACAGUAGUUAAUAUCAUUACAAUGUAGAAGCUGUCAAUGUUUUCUGUAGCAUGUAAUGUACAUGAUGUAAUCAUGUUUAAGGAUAUCAUCUCUAAAAACGUUUUACAUACACAAGGAAAACAAAAUUCCAGUAGUUCAGUCUUAUAACGUUUUCAUCAUCAAGCAUAACUUUCAUUCAGUGUGAUGUCAUUUAGUAUUUAGUGGCACUCAGGUAUUUUAUUCUGGAAUGAUGCAAAGAUGACAAUUAUUUAUACUACGGUAUUGAACUCAUUUGAAAAUUGAUGUAAGGUAUUAUUAUAUUUGGUUCAGUAUCUUUAAUUGAACAAUGCAUGUGUUAUAUAAACAAAUUACAGAUUUUGUACAGGUUAUAUUUUCCACAGCUUUUCCAAUGUCAAUGGAAAUUUAGCAUAUUUCCAUAUAGCAAUGUAUUAUGUGAAUGGUGUUCUUUAUACUGCAAGAGUAAUGAAGCCAUAAUGUUUAUUAAACACUCAUACAUUAAGAUAAUAAAUAUCAAUUCCACUGUCUGAUUUAUGAUACGUGGAAGCUAGUUUGAAGGGUGUUUAGAAAUGGUUUAAGUGCUUAGUCUGCCUGUUAAACUUGAGGUAUGUUUGAAUGUGUAACAUUAACAGUAGACUGGUGUUACACGUCCACUACACUAAUGGGAUUAGUGUGAUGAGAAACCCCUUUAAAGAGGCAAUUUGGUAGUUUCUAAAUGUUUCAUAGUGUUAUGUCCUAAUAUAUUUAACAGAUUUUACUGUAUAAAGGGAGAUAUUAUUGGUUGGUUUAAUAGUUGUGAACUGGCUUGGCUUAAAAAAAAUAUAUAAUAAAGUAUAACAAAAUUUAGAGCCAAAUUAUGUCUGGAAAUACUUAUGUUUGCAUAUGUUUAUCCUUGCAUUCAAGGAUUGAUUGUAGUUCUUUACAUUUUUAAAAGGGCAUACCAUUAAUAUAAGUAUAAAGCUCACAAAUACAUAUCAACACAAGGUGAAUUCAAGCAAUAUCUAUUAACUCAUUACAGUAUUCUGUUCCUGGACAUCAAAAUUCUCCAAGCCUGCCAAGGUUAUUUCCAUUACAUUACUGGAAAAAGUUGGUGGAAACUGGCAAGCCUAAACCAUGUGUUAGAGCCAGGGGUGAAUCUUCUGUUUUAACAAACUAGGAGAAAUGUGAAGGUCUGGCAAUACCUCCCUUAUUAGCCCACAUGGAACAGAUUUUAAAAACUAUGUUUCAUUUUCAUAAAAAAUACUUUUGACUGUCCAGCAUAAGCUUGGAAGUUUGUCAUUGGUUCACAAACUGUCAAGUGCAUUACACCUGAUUACUCAAUUAUUUAACAUUUAGAAGCCAGGUUUGUGUUCUUUUCUGACUAAAUGAAACUUUCUGUUACCACAAAAUGUUUUUCCAUACCGUUCAUUAAAAACAUCUUUCAUAAUAAAGAAGCCUUUGCUCCAAUUGUGAGUCUCUUUUUCAUCUUGAUUCUAAGUAAACACUUCCUGUGAUCACUACUACACAGAAUUAGCCCAAUUCAAAUUUGUUUGUGGUGGUCAAUGUAAAGUGGAGAUUGUUGGAUUAAAGAUGAACUUGGAAGGAAUCAAAUGCCAUUCAAUCCAGUGUAAAACACAACUAUUUGGAAUCUGUCCCAUCUCAAAUUCUUACAACAACAAUGCUUGAUAUAAUGGCA
This is a messenger RNA of Xyrauchen texanus (razorback sucker), 3150 nucleotides long. It is a transcript of the gene ccsapb, whose product is annotated as centriole, cilia and spindle-associated protein b. Gene Ontology annotation, molecular function: microtubule binding. The record is from RefSeq and is a predicted model, not a curated record. Gene Ontology annotation, cellular component: spindle; ciliary transition zone; ciliary basal body. Gene Ontology annotation, biological process: regulation of mitotic spindle assembly. Bases 86 to 853 code for a protein of 255 amino acids. NCBI's taxonomy places the organism in Eukaryota, Metazoa, Chordata, Actinopteri, Cypriniformes, Catostomidae. The transcript has 4 exons.